Molecule: messenger RNA, 2235 nt
Organism: Mucor velutinosus
Lineage: Eukaryota; Fungi; Mucoromycota; Mucoromycetes; Mucorales; Mucoraceae
Gene: HSP78
Product: chaperone ATPase hsp78
Exons: 6
Coding region: 1-2235 (744 amino acids)
Biological process (GO): nuclear-transcribed mRNA catabolic process, deadenylation-dependent decay; negative regulation of translation
Cellular component (GO): CCR4-NOT core complex; P-body
Molecular function (GO): molecular adaptor activity
Source: RefSeq, a predicted model, not a curated record
AUGUCGCCAUCUACGCCUGCGAUACCACCUAUCAAUGAGUCCAAAAUGAAGCUGUAUGAGAUGUUUGCACAGAAACAAAUUGCUCCACCUCCAAACUUGUCUCAUCCAGGCGUAGUCGCUUCAUCGUCUUCUUCUUCCUCCAGUAACACUGUAUUCAACUUUCCCGGAUUCCAGCCAUCAAACGACCUGUUUACAACUAAAGUGGAGCAAAUGUUGAUUGAAUUGGAUCGUCUAUUAAAGCAAUCGGGCAAUUUGCCAUUUUCAUUGUUACCACCGCACCAUGACAUUAUACUAGUGAUGCGACAGAUACCGCUGCUGAUAAAUCAGAGCGCACAGCCGACAUUACUGAGAUCUGUAGUGGAGAACGUCAUCUAUCAGUUGUAUCAGUCGAAUACUGGAUUAGCAGUGGAAGUUUAUUGUCGAUUUCUGCAGACCCUGUUGGAACUGUCACCAAGCAUAUCAAAAGAGACGCUGAGCUGGUUGUUGUAUUCGGAAGAUGAGAGAAAGAAUGAUGUGUGGGUCAUCACAUCGCUAGUGAAAUACGGCUUGAUCCCGCUAGAAGAAUUUGAUGUCAAGCUGUCAAAGCAAUUGAACCACAAUCCAACAGAGCAACACAUCGAGUUUGUAACCGAAAUACUGCAAAACUGUUUGUUGACAAUGAACCCCAUUACAUCCGUCGAGGAGCAUGUUUUAGUGGUCAAUGCAUUGAUGAAGUUGGAGUCGCCAAAGGCCGUUGAAUUAAUACAAGAUUUAGAGAACAGAUCAAAUCAACUAUACAAGCACCUGAACCCAAAGAACGACUCUUUCUCACUAAGACUACUGUUUGCAGAGUGGAUUCGAGUGUGUAGAAUCAAUACAACAACCAACACGCUAUACAAACAAUUUGCGCAGAGAAUAUUAUCACAGGUGUCAUCCAGCACAGAUAGAUUGUGCUUCUUUUUCAGACUCUCGACAGAAACAUGCAUCGAACUAUAUCCACCCGCUCGACCCCAAGCCAUCGAUGCGUACACAAAACUUAUUGGCUAUAUGGUGCGAUUGCAAGAGAACAACAUGGCAAGAAUCAAAAUGAUCUCGCAUGUAUUGUCUGUCAUUGUCCUUGUCAUUGCACAUCAGCACGAAAACCAGAGUAUCCAUUUCAACCAAAAGCCUUUUCUCAAACUACUCAGCUCAUUAUUUAUCGAACUGAAUAAUGCAACAAACCGAGACAAGCACGCUCAUGCUGGGUUCAUUACAGUAUACAGCAAUGUGCUGUACACGCUGGAACCCUCCCAAUUCCCCGGAUUUGCAUUUUCAUGGCUGCAGCUCUUUUCACAUCGACUCUAUCUGCCCCUUUUAUUCGCUACGGAUCAAGAAGAGGCAUCGCAAAAGGGACAAACCAUCUGCUUCAAACUGAUAUCUGCCCAUCUCUCAUUUUUAAAUCAACUACUUCAACAGAGAUCAUCCCGUCGAUUCACUCAAUCAGAAAAAGCAUUUUAUCAGGGCACACUCCGAUUCUUGGUUGUCAUGUUGCAUGAUUACCCCGAAUUUCUCUGUCGACACUACCUAUCACUGAUUCAGCUCUUGCCGGUGGAUUGCAUUCAAUUACGAAACGUGGUACUCAGUUCAUUCCCGAAAACAAUGAUCUUGCCCGAUCCAUUCACAACAUCAUUGGGCUACAUGGCCGCCAAUUCGACUGUGCCUGAACUGUACAUCAAGCAAGAUUAUUCUGAUAUCAUUGCCCUGCUGGAUGCUUACCUUACAGGCUCAACAAAGUCGGUGGGCCGCCAUAUCAUGAAGCAUCUCAGAAAUGACCAAGACCAGCAACUGGACAACAAGAAAUUGCAGCAACUGAUAUUCUAUGUCGGCUCACAUACAACACUAGACAUUGACAAAUCACUGUCUGAAAAUCCCGCAGUUCAAAUCAUCAAGUAUCUGUUAGCGCACAUGGAGGAGAGUAAAGAUCGCUACCUUGUCAUCAAUGCCAUUGUAGAUCAUUUGCGGUAUCCCAACACUCACACCUACUUUUUCAGCAUGACCUUAUUGCACCUGUUUGCGUCUCAGUCAGAACCUAUCAAGGAGCUUGUUACAAGGGUGUUAUUGGAGAGACUCAUUGUCAAUAGACCUCACCCGUGGGGCUUAUUGACAACCUUUAUACAAUUGAUCAAGGAGCCCAUGUUCACAGAGUACGAGUUUAUCAAAGAAUCUAUGACUCACUCUCCAGAUAUUAAACGCUUGUUUGAUAACGUACUCAAGUAA